ACAGGCGGGGUUGCGGGGUUACCGGGUUACCGGGUUACGGGGUUACAUUGUUUCUCUGCGGCACUUCCUUGUUGCAGUGAAUGGCGACCUGUCUGGCGCUCCCCUUGAACUGAGCUGUGCCGAGAGCUCCUCUCCCUCCCGCAGCCGCGCGGGACUCUGCUCACAGCCAUGGAGACUCCCCUGGACGUCCUGUCCCGAGCAGCCUCCCUACUCCACGCCGAUGACCAGAGAGGUCUGAAGUGGACGUCGGGAUCCAGUGCGCUGAUGUGUGUGGAGCAUUCCUUACUGUGUCCAGGUGUCGGGGAGGCCACACUGAGAGCCGAGGGACGGAUGCAGACAAUGCCGGUGACGUCCGUCCUCUCCAACCACCGCACGGGCCCCCCCCCCAUCAGCCCCACCAAGAGGAAGUACAGCAGCGAGGAGCCCGAGCCCUACCCCCCCAGCGAUAGCGAGCAUUCCAACAAGGCCAGCCGCGGCUUCAUCACACCUGUGAACAAACCUGCCAACGGUGAUUACCGUAAGGAUCAGCAUCGGGAGCGAAGCCGGAGUCCAAUCGAGCGUCCAGUUGGGGCCAUGAACCAUCUCGGUGGCCACAGCUACCCCGGCCUCGGUCUGCCCCUGGACCAGCCACUCGCGCUGACCAAAAACAGCAUCGGCAUCGAUCGUCAGCAGAACCGGCCUUCAGUGAUUACCUGUGCCUCGGCUAACAACCGGAAUUGUAACCUGUCUCACUGCCCCAUCGCUCACAGUGGCUGUGUGCCUGCUCUGCCCCUCAACUACCGCAGGACCUCCAACCCCUCUCUGGCCAGCGCUACAGCCUGUGACCCGGUUGUGGAGGAGCAUUUCCGCCGGAGCCUGGGAGAGAAAUACAAACAGCCGGAGCCAGCCGCCAACUCCGUCUCCAUCACCGGCUCCGUGGACGACCACUUUGCCAAAGCGCUGGGCGAGAAGUGGCUGCAGAUCAAAGCCGCAAAGGACGGGGUGUGUGCGGGCGGGGAGGGGGUCUCGCGGAGGGGCCAGUCCCCCCCAGCCUCCCACAUGGUCACCCACAAUCACUCCCCCUCCGUCGUCUCGUGAACGCAGGGCAGGGCCCGCCCGCACGCGCGCGCGCACACUGCUCGCUCCCGAGUGAAUGCAUGGUUUGACUGAGCGGGAACACUGCAGAAAGAGUGGGGGGGGGGAGGGCGGAGAAUUUUUUUUAUAUAUAUUAUAAAUAUAUAAAUAACUUGUGUAUUUGCUUAGCGUUUGCGGAGGGGCUGCCCCUGGGGAGAGACAAUAGCAGGAACUAUUCACACAAACGCUGGGUUUGGCCUGAUAUCCCUCCUUCUUGGCUCUGUUACCAAAGAAACCUCUUCCAAGUAAAUGUGCCCCCCACACCCUCACCCAAAAAAACACAAGCCAUGCUGCGAUUGAUUGACCCAGACACUCGGCCUCUCUGACCCAUUGCCUUGCUUUUCCUGUUGCCUUUUUGGGGGCUUGUUUAUACUUGAAAGGAAGCAUGCGGCUGAUUUGCACUAGUGUGGAGCACGAGGGGAGUGGGGGGUGCGGGAAGGGGCAAAGCCUCGGGAAGGCAAAGCCUUGUGUGGUCACCAGUCUGUCUCCAGUUUUAGGCCACGAUUCAGUCCUCGGGCUCUGGCCACAAAGUGAUGGAGUGUAAAAGGACGCAGCUUUUCCCCCCCAAACCCACGCCUGUCAGCAGCCGUUAGUUAUCGUGGGGACGAGACCCAAAGCUCCAUAUUAAAAGAAGCUGCAUGAGGUGUCUGUUGAGAUAGCUGGUGUCUCGAGCGCAAUAGGCUCAUGGCACACACUGCCCUGGAGAAGUGGAGCUUGUUUUCUGCAAUUACAGUUACAGCGUGAGUGAGAGAGAGAGAAACUGAGCGAGAGAGCGAGAAUGAGCAGGAGAGAGUGAAUGAGUGAGAGAGCGAACUAGCGAGUGGAGACGAGAGAGAAGGCGAAUGAGAGAGGGGUCGAGCGAGAG
Molecule: messenger RNA, 1978 nt
Organism: Callorhinchus milii (elephant shark)
Lineage: Eukaryota; Metazoa; Chordata; Chondrichthyes; Chimaeriformes; Callorhinchidae
Gene: vgll4b
Product: vestigial-like family member 4b
Exons: 6
Coding region: 169-1077 (302 amino acids)
Biological process (GO): negative regulation of DNA-templated transcription
Molecular function (GO): transcription coactivator binding
Source: RefSeq, a predicted model, not a curated record